UUCAACCCGGAAGUUGUUUCCUGCUCAAUCCCAUGAAUACAAAAGUGGGAUUUGGUUCGCUGUUUUGACGAUUUUAAACUUAGAAAAUGGCGUGGAAGAGCAAAGGCUCUGCUCUCCCUCCAGCCUCCUUACAGCUGCUGGUCCCUCCGGUGAGGCUUCUGUCCGCCUUCAUGUGGCAGGUGGUCCAGCAGCACAGUGUGAUGCAGUACGACAAGCUGGUGGACUUCAUCAGUCUGGUCACUGAGAUGGUUCCUGAGCUGCUGAGUCCCAGUCAGAGGGCUCAGCUCAUCCUGGGCCUGAGAGCCACGCUGGUUCUGGAGCUUUGUCGUGGUGAUGGAGUCGCCAACCUGCAGACCAUCCAGAGCCACCUCGAUAAAAUCCACACCUGCAGCUCUGAACUGAGCUCCAGUGAUCAGAUGGCCAGCGCUGAUCUACUGAAGAAAUCUUACAGCAACUUUGCCAGCCUGGUUCAGAACAUUUUGAAUGUUCCUUUUGAAAAGGAGCUAUUUUUCCAAGAGGUUUUUCCUGCAAACUACGGUUCUGCUUUCAACCAAAAGAUCCAGCAGCUUGUGUCUGUGUUUCUGUCCAGACUGGAACAGCUGCUGCCGAUACCAGACCUGCAACAGACAACAGCUUGGCUCACUGAAACAUCUGUUUCAGAGGAUUUGGGACAACAUCUGUCUGAACCUGUUGCUCUAAAGUCUCUGCUUCUUCAUCACAAACAGAUGGGGACUCUUAGCUCAGCUUGGUCAAGCAGUGAGGGGGAUAUAAUUCUGUCCAUACUGGCCCUCCCAUCUCAAACUGGAGUGGAGAGAUUCACUGAGACGUACAGUGAGGAUGAUGAUGAUGAUGAUUAUGAUGAUGAGGAAGGAGCCCUGGCAUUGGAGGAUUUGGAAGAAGACUCAAGUCAAAGUUCAGAUGUCACCGCAGAUGAUUGGCUGCCAAAGAAGAAAUCAGGUCCGCUGCCACGUUUAUUCAUCUGCCCUCAGUGUUCGUUCACACACCGCAUAAAGAGGAAGGUUCAGGAGCACAUCCAGACUGAGCAUCAUGCAACGGCUCCCAAUCAGAAAAAGAAAUGUGUGAAAAAAGCUGGAAGAAAGACUCUGCAGAAAAAUCAAGACUUGAAUGCUGCAAAAGCAAAAGUAGAAAGCAACUCAGAGAAACAGAGGAAACGCAAACAGAAAGACGGUGUUGACAAAAAGAGGGAACGUAAGCAGAAGGACAACUUGGAAAACAAGGAACGACGGAGACGUAAAGAGCCAACGGGGGAAGACAAAAGGUUUCUGAGCACACGGCCUGUGAACAAAAACUUCACCGAGGAAGAAACCAAAUGCUUGAUGUGCGAAAAGGUCUUUGAACAUCCAAAUCAAUUGAAGACCCACAUGAAGCUCCACGGCUUCCGGUAUCGCUGCAGCCAGUGCGAGAAGGGAUUCACCAGCCCGUCGGGGUAUUAUCAGCACCAGAGACUCCACAAGAAAGGACGGAUAUUCACCUGUAAGCAGUGCAACAAGGGAUUCCUGUGCAAUUAUUCCCUCAAGCAGCACGAACGCCUGCACGACGGCCCUGCCAACUUGUGCAACAUCUGCGGGAAACGUUUCAGCAAAGCCGGCAUCACAAGACACAUGCAGAUGCACCGAGGGGAGAAGAACUACCUGUGCACCACCUGCGGGAAGUCGUUUUUGUCUUCGGGGGAGCUGCUGCUGCACAAUCGGACUCACACGGGGGAGACACCGUACACCUGCGUCCACUGCGGGAAAGGUUUCUCCAGCAAGAGUCACCUGAACGUCCACGUACGAUCUCAUACGGGAGAACGACCGUAUCUGUGCUCGGAGUGUCCAAAACGUUUCCUCACACUGAACUGUUUAAAGAGACACACACUCAGCCACAACGGGCUGAAACCAUUCAAAUGUCCGAACUGUGACAGAGAAUUCUCCCAGCAGGGGAAUCUGAAAAGACAUCAGGCGACUCAUAAACAAGAUGUAAAAUGAUUGAUAAGUUAGAGUUUAGUCAUAAAUAUUGCCUCACAAAGUUUAACACUCUUGGAAAAUGAACUGCCUUUGUGUCAAGACAUUUUCAGUUUUCAUAGAAUACUUGGAAGAGUUUGCCUUUAAGUUAAUUUAUUAUGUGGCAAAAACACGCUUUGGGUUCUUCUUUAUA
Amphiprion ocellaris (clown anemonefish) is the source of this 2157-nucleotide messenger RNA. RefSeq names its product zinc finger protein 883-like. Bases 87 to 1988 code for a protein of 633 amino acids. The transcript is spliced from 8 exons. Gene Ontology annotation, molecular function: DNA-binding transcription factor activity; RNA polymerase II cis-regulatory region sequence-specific DNA binding. The record is from RefSeq and is a predicted model, not a curated record. NCBI's taxonomy places the organism in Eukaryota, Metazoa, Chordata, Actinopteri, Pomacentridae. Gene Ontology annotation, biological process: regulation of transcription by RNA polymerase II.